AUGCCAACCGUUCAACCAUUGCAAGUUGCAAAUUUGCAAGUCUCUGAGCCCACGAUAGGCCACAAUGGAUACAUGGGCUUUAAACCCCGAACAGAGGUGUUACCUAAAGGAUGGAACGGCUUCAAUUCCAGAGUUCUUUCGGAAGAUAUAAUUGUCCAUCACGAUUUUGGCAUCAAAGUUCGAGAUGGUUGUACCUUGUACUGCGAUAUCUUCCGGCCAGCCAAUUCAUCAGAGAAGGUUCCGGCAAUCGUCUGCUGGAGCCCUUUUGGAAAGAAACACAACGGUAUCGGCAUGAUGAAAAGACUUCCAUGGAAUUGUGGUAUCGCUCCCGGUGACUUGAGCGGUCUUGAAAGAUUCGAGGGACCUGAUCCCGCCGAAUAUUGUCCUCGCGGGUUUGCCAUUGUCAAUGUCGAUGCACGUGGAGCAGGCGACUCGGAUGGAAGCAUCGUCAUCAUGGGUACUCAAGAGGGCGAGGAUGGACACGAUGUGAUAGAGGGCCUUGCAGUUCAAGACUGGUGUAACGGCAAUAUUGGUCUGGCUGGCAAUUCUCAUCUUGGCAUUGUCCAAUGGUUCAUUGCUGCCACUCGUCCACCUUCACUGAAAGCUAUUGCCCCAUGGGAAGCUUGCGGGGACCUCUAUCGCGAACAAUUUGUCCGCGGCGGGGCCUGGGAUAAUGGCUUGUUCGACCUCAUUACGCGCCAAGUCAUACGGGGCCGCCAUGGUCUUGAAGACUUCCGCGAAAUGUAUCGACGAUGCCAAACCAUGAAUCCAUAUUGGGAGGAUAAGCGAGCCAACAUCAAGAACAUCAACAUUCCUACAUAUGUUGUGGCCUCUUACUCGACCUUCGUCCAUACCAUGGGGUCAGUGCGAGGUUGGCUCGAUGUCCAGACUAGUGAGAAGUGGCUCCGUUGGGAUCCAUAUCAGGAAUGGUAUGAUCUCUGGUGUGUGGACGAGUCUAAGGAAGAACUGGCCAGGUUUUUCGGAUACUAUCUCAAAGAUCAGAAAGAUAAUGGGUGGGAUAAGACCCCUAAGGUUCGCAUGAGCAGCCUUCGCUUCGGUAACCAGGAACCCAUCUACCCGAUUGAAGAAGAAGAUUUUCCUAUCCCCAGAACCCAGUACAAGGAGUUCUUUUUUUCCAAGGAUAAUAUUCUUCAAUCGGAAGCGCCCGGAACAGAAAGCUUUGUUACAUACGACAGCGAGAUUGGCGACCCGAUAGACUGCGUUCGCUUUCGACAUACCUUCAGCUGCAAGACUCGUCUGAUGGGCCUGCCCAAAGCAGUAGUUUAUAUGUCCUGUGAUGAUCUCGACGAUAUGAUUGUCUACGUUUUGAUUCGCAAGCUGGAUCGCCAAGGAAAGGAGCUACUAAACCUGAACAUUCCUUGGAAAGCCGCGCCAUACGAUAAGAUGGACGACAUCCCAGUCAAAGAGCUGAGCAACCUGCUUCUGUACUUUGGCCCUCUAGGUGUACUGAGAGCCAGUCAUCGUGAAGUGGAUUCAACUCGAUCUAUUCACCCUCAGUAUCCAUUCCACACGCAUUCCAAUGUCCAGAAGAUUCCUCCUGGCCAGGUUGUCGAACUUGAGAUCGGACUUUGGGCCAUGGGAAUUGACUUUGAAGAAGGCGAAAGUCUUUCUGUUCAGAUCUCUGGACAGUAUCCUCUCAUAGCAGAAUACAAGGAGGCAAAGGCAGCACCGAUCGAAGAGCGAAACAAAGGAACUCAUAAAGUUCAUAUUGGAGGCGCUUACCCUAGUCGAAUUAUUUUGCCAUUUGUUUAG
This is a messenger RNA of Fusarium keratoplasticum, 1773 nucleotides long. RefSeq names its product PepX-C domain-containing protein. Gene Ontology annotation, molecular function: dipeptidyl-peptidase activity. Bases 1 to 1773 code for a protein of 590 amino acids. The transcript has a single exon. The record is from RefSeq and is a predicted model, not a curated record. Lineage: Eukaryota; Fungi; Ascomycota; Sordariomycetes; Hypocreales; Nectriaceae.